Molecule: messenger RNA, 1892 nt
Organism: Formica exsecta
Lineage: Eukaryota; Metazoa; Arthropoda; Insecta; Hymenoptera; Formicidae
Product: putative ATPase N2B
Exons: 8
Coding region: 197-1555 (452 amino acids)
Cellular component (GO): cytoplasm; mitochondrion
Molecular function (GO): ATP binding; ATP hydrolysis activity
Source: RefSeq, a predicted model, not a curated record
ACGUCCUCACCUAUCUCACCAUAGGUGAGAUAGGUGUACGCGACAUCCACACAUAUAUUUGGAUUGACAAGUGCAACGGUCUUUUUUUUUUCUGUACAUGUAUCUUGUGAAUUAUAAUAAAAUCUUGUCACACGAUCCUUGUCAUAAAAUCGAGACACACCUUUCUAGUUUUCCACGUGAGUAAUAUUCUGCAGUCAUGACUUACUAUCUUGUAAAGAGGUGUAUUAGCGUGAAUUAUUUCUCCCAUAUGCUGACUCGUGUUCAACCAGUAUUUUGUAUCCAAAAAUGUGGCUACGCUCACAAUAUAGAUAUAAAUUUAAGUGAUGGACCAGUUAGUAUUUUGAAGCAAAAAAUAACGAGAGGCGAGUUGAUGAACGACACACAUCAGAUGAAAGUAGUAAAGAUUCUGCAGAGAAUUUAUCAAGAGGUACACAAUUACAAGCCACAACAAUUAAAUUUAUUGGAAAAAUGGUUUGGUGGAAAAAGGAAAGAUGUGCCGAAAGGAUUGUACAUUCAUGGAGCAGUGGGUGGAGGUAAAACAAUGUUGAUGGAUCUAUUUUACAAUUGUUGCCAGAUUGAGAACAAGAAAAGAGUUCAUUUUCAUUCCUUCAUGUUGGAUGUACAUAGUAGAGUGCAUAAAGUGAAAAAGACGAUUGUACGAGAUACUACAAGUACCAAACCGCAACCUUUUGAUCCAAUACCUCCAAUUGCAUCCAGUAUCGCUGAAGAGACUUGGCUAUUAUGCUUUGAUGAAUUUCAGGUGACGGAUAUCGCGGACGCUAUGAUAUUGAAACGGCUAUUCACAGAACUUUUUGAUAAUGGCAUUAUAGUAGUCGCGACUAGUAACAGAUCGCCCGAUGAUUUAUACAAGAAUGGACUACAACGGGGAAACUUUGUGCCAUUUAUAAAAGUGCUGAAGGAUCAUUGUUACAUUAGCAACUUGGAUUCUGGAAUAGAUUACAGAUUGAAAUCAGGGCCUGGAAACAAAAAACUAUACUUCAUAAAAGGCAAGGAUGCGACAAAUGAUGUGGACAAAGUUUUCAAAUAUUUAUGCUCUAUGGAGAACGAUGUUAUACGACCACGAACAAUUUGCAUAAGAGGACGAAAUGUCACUUUCCAGAAAACCUGCGGGCAGGUGUUGGAUUCCACAUUUGAAGAAUUGUGUGAUAGACCUCUUGGAGCAAGUGAUUAUUUGGAAUUGAGUCAAGUGUUUCAUACAAUCAUAAUAAGAGAUAUACCCCAAUUGAAUCUACGACUUAAGUCUCAAGCCAGGCGAUUUAUUACUCUUAUUGAUACACUGUAUGAUAAUAGGGUACGGGUAGUUAUGUCGGCGGCUGUACCACAUACACAAUUAUUUUUACCAGAAAGUGAGUCCGAAUAUACUGACGAGAAAAGAAUGUUGAUGGACGACUUGAAGAUAUCACAUGGCUCGGAAGAUCACAAAGCAAAUAUCUUUACUGGUGAAGAAGAACUCUUUGCAUUCGAGCGCACCGUAUCACGUUUGGCUGAGAUGCAAACUUCACAGUAUUGGGAACAAUGGGAAUAUCAUAGAUAAUAAUAAUUUUAACUAGUGCAAGUAGAUUUAUAUAGUUCUAUAUGAAUUCAUUUAUACUUGUAACAUUUUGACAAUAGAAUUUUGAUAAGAUAAUUUCACAAACCAAAUUAUUUACACUUUGUCAAAUGUGCAGUUUGCUUAGAGUGUAAUUUUCAUGCUUGGUCAAUAUUUUAUUUUAUUUAAAUUGUAUUUUGGAAAGAAAAGUUUGUUUUCGAAAUCUGACAUUAAAUUAUAUGAUUAUUUAUGAAUAGUAAACCUUAAUUUUAGGACUAAAAUAAAUAUGUAUGUUUGUAUCUAUGUAUAUAUGUAAAUUUUCAAUAAUAUGAAAUGUUAUUUA